This is a messenger RNA of Diachasmimorpha longicaudata, 2504 nucleotides long. RefSeq names its product vermiform (gene verm). NCBI's taxonomy places the organism in Eukaryota, Metazoa, Arthropoda, Insecta, Hymenoptera, Braconidae. Gene Ontology annotation, cellular component: extracellular region. The transcript has 5 exons. The record is from RefSeq and is a predicted model, not a curated record. Gene Ontology annotation, biological process: carbohydrate metabolic process. Gene Ontology annotation, molecular function: chitin binding; protein binding. The coding region runs from base 93 to 1709 and encodes 538 amino acids.
GGACAAGAAGAAGGGAAGGAGAGGUGGUCCACAUAUAGAGGGGCGAGAGGGCGCGGCUUGUCCAGACGUUUUCAGUCCCGCUGACGACAAUCAUGUCGCCAAAGUUUAUAUUUCUACUAGGAUGCCUUACUCUACUUGCCGUUACGGUGAGAGCGCAAGAUGAUGAGGGAGAGGACGGGGCUGGUCCUAAUGCUGAGGAGCUGUGCCAGGACAGGCCUGGUGAUGAAUACUUCCGUCUCAGUGUCGAUGGCGACUGCAGGGACGUCGUGAGAUGCGACAAAGCUACUGAGAUUGGCGUAACUCGAUUGGCCUCUGUCAAGUGUCCAACUGGUUUGGCAUUUGACAUCGAGCGACAAACCUGCGAUUGGAAGACUAACGUGAAGAAUUGCGAACAACUUGAGAAGCCACGUAAGGUACUUCCAAUUCUCAAGACAGAUGAGCCCAUUUGUCCUGAGGGCAAAUUGUCCUGUGGUAAUGGAGACUGUAUUGAGAAGGAACUCUUCUGUAAUGGAAAACCAGACUGUAAGGAUGAGUCUGACGAAAACGCAUGUACCGUCGAGACCGACCCCAACCGCGCCCCCGACUGCGACCCAACCCAGUGCGUCCUCCCUGACUGCUACUGUUCAGCUGACGGCACGAGAAUUCCCGGUGGAAUUGAGCCAUCCCAGGUCCCCCAGAUGAUCACCAUAACGUUUAACGGUGCCGUGAAUGUCGACAACAUCGACCUCUACGAGGACAUCUUCAACGGCCAGCGUAUGAACCCCAACGGCUGUCAGAUCCGUGGUACCUUCUUCGUGUCCCACAAGUACACAAACUACUCAGCAGUGCAGGACCUGCACAGGAAGGGUCACGAGGUGGGCGUCUUUUCCCUAACUCACAAGGACGAUCCGCAGUACUGGACCCAGGGGACCUACGACGACUGGCUAGCGGAGAUGGCAGGUGCCAGAUUGAUCAUCGAAAGAUUCGCCAACAUCACUGACGGUUCGAUUAUUGGAAUGAGAGCCCCCUACCUCAGGGUCGGUGGCAACAAACAAUUCGAGAUGAUGUCCGAUCAAUUCUUCGUGUACGAUGCAUCAAUCACCGCUUCCCUGGGUCGUGUCCCCAUCUGGCCGUACACUCUGUACUUCAGAAUGCCCCACAAGUGCAAUGGCAACGGUGGAAAUUGUCCCUCAAGGUCACAUCCAGUCUGGGAAAUGGUGAUGAAUGAGCUCGAUCGUCGUGACGAUCCAACAUUCGACGAGUCUCUUCCUGGUUGUCACAUGGUGGACUCUUGCUCCAACGUACAGACUGGUGAGCAGUUCGGACGACUUUUGAGGCACAACUUCAACAGACACUUCAACAGCAACAGAGCUCCCCUGGGUCUCCACUUCCACGCAUCCUGGCUCAAGAGCAAGAAGGAGUACAGAGACGAACUGAUCAAGUUCAUUGACGAGAUGUUGGGUAAGGGGGAUGUCUACUUUGUCACGAUGGUACAGGUCAUCAAGUGGAUGCAGACACCCACGGAGUUGUCGCAGUUGAGGGACUUCCAGGACUGGAAGGAGACUUGUGAUGAGAAGGGACAGCCCUACUGCUCACUUCCGAAUGCAUGUCCACUUACAACUAGGGAACUUCCUGGAGAAACUCUGCGACUCUUCACUUGCAUGGAGUGCCCUAAUAAUUAUCCAUGGCUUCUUGAUCCCACUGGGGAUGGGUUCACUGUGAAGAAGUGAGGGGGUGGCGGAGUGUAACGAAGUGGUAGAUCGAGGGUAAAUGCGAACUGGGGCGGAAAUAUGAAUAUUUAAAAAUUCAGAAAAAUCAAAGAAAUGCGUCUCUCCAAUUAACUAACAUUUGCGUAAUCGAUAGAUUUUUUGGGUUUUCUUUUUAGAACUCUCUACGAGCCACGUCCUCCGCGUGAGACCUGGACGAGAAUAAAUUUCUUCGGAAAGUUUCUAAAAGAAUAUUUUUACUUAAUCGAAAGUUGCUGCGAUCAUUUGAGAAUUAGAAGCAUGCGAAGAAUCGAAGAUCUCGAAUUGACCACUUCAAUACGGAAAUCAUUUUCGUGUCUUUCGAUGAUGAGUCUGAAUUCAUCGAUGUCCGACUCGCAACGAAAGUCCCGAAUUAUUUUCACUUGUAAAUAUCCACCGAAAUGAUAAUGAGAAAAGAAAUUAUUGAAUUUAUACGUUACCGAGGCGCGUGAUAGGGGAUCUCGACAACAACUCGACUUUCUCUGGUUUUGAGGAAUUAAAAAUGAAUGGUUCGCUGAGAAAGUCUGCGAGGUCAGAAGUGAUACCUCCCCAGCGUGUGGAUCGAAUGCGAAAUUAGUUGUAGAGUAGAAUUGAUGAUUGUUUUUGAAAAUUGUAUUCGUGAGGUUGAUCGAUUCCGACGGUGGGGAUUUUAAUAUGAUUUACUGAAACACGAGAAAAAUUUCGUACGUGCUGAUGUCUUGUUUAGAAAAUAAGCAGUUGUGUCUUAAUUUUAAUGAUGAGCUUAAACUAUUUCUCAAUAAACAAAGAAUAUAAAAAUUA